Molecule: messenger RNA, 2067 nt
Organism: Pyrus x bretschneideri (Chinese white pear)
Lineage: Eukaryota; Viridiplantae; Streptophyta; Magnoliopsida; Rosales; Rosaceae
Product: cyclic nucleotide-gated ion channel 1-like
Exons: 6
Coding region: 5-1921 (638 amino acids)
Source: RefSeq, a predicted model, not a curated record
AUCAAUGGCUAGAACUGGAACGAGUGCCCAAAAACCGAAAAACGAAGGAAAAAAUUGGACAAUAAAAAUAAAGGAGAUAUGUGAUGUGCAUCAGGGGCCUUACCUUCAAAUGUGGAACAGUAUAAUUGUGAUCUCAUGUGUAUUUGCUGUCUCUCUGGAUCCUUUGUUCUUUUACGUUGUGAACAUCGAUCAGAAACAAAAGUGCCUUCAAACGGACAAAACGUUGAAAAUUGUUGCUCUUGUUAUGCGAUCACUCACGGAUGUCAUUUUCCUGGUGCAUUUGAUAUGUGAAAUUUGUGACUCUGUUCAAAAGACAAUGGACAAAAAGUCGGGGACUUGUGUGGCUGUGCCAACCUCCAAAACGAAUACCCGGAAAAAUGGAUCCUCUGCGGCGGUGGAACAAACCAGGGGAAAUUCCAGUAAGAAAUGGGAAGACAGAGAGUUGAUUCAACAUGCCAGGAAAAUAGCUCAGAAUAUGUCGUGGUUAUCCAUCAUAAUUGACGUUUUAGCUCUUCUUCCCCUCCCACAACUGCUUAUACUAAUGUUUUACCCAAUGAAAGGCUCAGGAUUUAUAGAAAACAAAAAGUUUGUGAAUGUGUUUCUUCUUGGUCAAUAUCUUCCGAGGAUUUCUCGAAUUCACCUAUCGGCCAAGGUAUUCAAAAGGACGAAUGGAAUAUGGGCUAAGGGUCUGUUCAACGUGUUUCUCUACAUUCUUGCUAGUCAUGUACUCGGAGCUUUUUGGUAUUUUUUUUCUAUUCAACGAGAGGCAUCGUGUUGGCACAAGGUUUGUAAAGAUCUUACUAUAAAUACCCGGGAAUGUAUGAAUACUUUCUACUGCGAUAAUAAUGAGAGUACUACUGCAAAAAAUUUCACACUUCUAGACGGCCAUUGCUCGUUGGAUACUCCUACGCCAAAUGGUGAUAUAUCUCCAUUUAACUUUGGAAUGUUUCUUGAUUCCCAUAUGAAUCGAAACCCAGAGCAAAAGUUCGGAAAAAAGUUCUUGUACUCUUUUUGGUGGGGCUUGAAAAAUCUAAGUAAUUUUGGGACGAAUUUGACAACAAGUACGUAUGUGUGGGAAAACUUGUUUGCGAUUCUCAUUUCUGUCAUUGGCUUGCUACUAUUUAUAUAUCUCAUCGGAAACGUGCAGACUUUUAUGCAGAUGGAAGCUACAAAAACAGAGGAGAUGAGACAAAAAGGGGGGUUGAUAAGAUUGAAGAAGCUAGAUGUACGCAUGUGGAUAGACGAAAAUAAAUUCCCUAAUGAUAUCAAGAACGAUAUCAUGAAUAGCAUAGAGAAAGCAUUGAAAACAUACCCAGAUGCUGAUGUCCACAACCCAUUCCUUAUUCUUCCUUGGCAAAGCAAAAGAUCUAUAAAACGCUUUCUUUUCAUGGAUACACUUAGAAAAGUAAAUAAGCUCAAGGACAAGCAUAAAAAAGUGUUGACGUUGAUAUGCGACCAUCUGAAGCCAGUGACGUACAGUGAGAACACCUUCGUUUUUCGAAUGGGAGAUCCACUCGAUUGCAUGCUGUUCAUUAUCAAAGGGACAAUGUGGACCUACGAGUCAUCGAGUGAUGGUCAUGCUGGGCAAGGAAUCUCAUCAAGGUCCAUCAAGCCCCUCGGGAAAGGUAACUUUUACGGGGAAGAACUUCUCGAUUGGGAAUCAAACUGUUCCACCGAAGUUCCAGUCUCCAGCAAACAUGUUAAGACUCGGACAAAAGUAGAAGCAUUUGUGCUCAUGUCCCAGGACUUGGAAAUUGUAGUCUCCAGAUGCAAACCAUAUUGGGAAUGUAACAAGCCUGAAGAGGUGGCACUUGCUACCAUCCGUCGUUUCUGUACCAAGGCACAACGACGCCUGCCCCUGUCCCCGGCUGGAAUAGCGGAUGUCAAUGGUGGGAGCUUGCCAUCGACAACAAGCAAUUAGUAUAUUCAGAAACGUCAAAGUCGAGACGCUCAAAUUAUGGCCAAGAGUUCCAUACACAACUCUAGUUGAGUACAUAUUGUAUAGCUCUGGCCGCGAAUCAAUAUUGUUGAUAUAUAGCCAGGGUAGCGUUUCUAUGUUUAUAUAUU